Molecule: messenger RNA, 2276 nt
Organism: Oxyura jamaicensis (ruddy duck)
Lineage: Eukaryota; Metazoa; Chordata; Aves; Anseriformes; Anatidae
Gene: ACOT12
Product: acyl-CoA thioesterase 12
Exons: 15
Coding region: 76-1725 (549 amino acids)
Cellular component (GO): extracellular exosome
Molecular function (GO): acetyl-CoA hydrolase activity; lipid binding
Source: RefSeq, a predicted model, not a curated record
GCCCGGCUCGUCCCGGCGCCGGCGCCCGGUGCCCGGGCAGUCUCGGCCGCCGCUGCCCCCUUCGCCCGCGGCGCCAUGGAACGGAGCGGGGCGGCGGCGGGCGGCAUUGUCCGCAUGUGCCAGACCGUCUUCCCGGCGCACGCCAACCACCGCGGGGAGCUGAGCGCCGGGCAGCUCCUCAAGUGGAUGGACGCCACCGCCUGCCUGGCAGCUGAGAAACACGCUGGUGUGUCUUGUGUGACAGCGUCUAUGGAUGACAUACAGUUUGAAGAGGCUGCCAGGGUUGGACAUGUUAUUACCAUCAAAGCAAAGGUGAACAGAGCAUUCAAAACCAGCAUGGAGGUUGGCAUCAAGGUUACAAUACAGGACGUUUUGGCAAAUGUUGAAAAAAUUGUGAGUGUGGCAUAUGCAACGUAUGUAGCCAAACCAGUUGGUGCUAAAAAGAUUGAAUUAGAACCUGUACAGCUUCUGUCUACCGAAGACCAUCUGGAGCACACCCUGGCUACUGAGAGAAGAAGAAUCCGACUGGGCUAUGAACAAGUCUUUCAGAACCUAAUGCAGGAGAGUAAUAAGGAAGAUACUUUUGAAGAGGAAGAUGCAGUUUCAACUGACCUUACUCAUGUGCAGAGUAUUGAGCUUGUCCAGCCUCCUCAUGCAAACCAUCAUGGAAACACUUUUGGUGGCCAGAUCAUGGCUUGGAUGGAGACAGUGGCAAGUAUUUCAGCAAGCCGCCUUUGUCGUUCAUAUCCCAUCUUGAAAUCAGUCAAUAUGUUUAAAUUCUGGGGACCAUCCGUUGUGGGUGACCGCCUUGUCUUCAAUGCAAUUGUGAACAACACAUUUCAGAAUAGUGUAGAGGUUGGUGUCCGCGUUGAGGCAUAUAACUGUGAAGAAUGGAUCAAGGACCAAGCACGGCAUAUUAACAGUGCGUUUCUCAUUUUUAAUGCUGUGAAUGACAAAGGAGAGCUGCUCACCUUCCCUGGAGUUAAACCUACUACAAAGGACAGUGUGAGGCGGUACCGUGGAGCCAUUGCCCGAAGAAGAAUUCAACUAGCCAGAAAAUGUAUGCUCUCUGCUAAAGAAGACAAACCAUCUGACCUCUGGGAGAGAAGCAACCAGGCAUAUGUGAGUUACAGCAAUGUAGCUGCACUGACGCACCUGGCAGCAAAACGUGGAUGGGAAAUAACCAGUAUGCUGGAGCAUAUAAAAAUAUGGACUCAUGAGGAGGGUGACGUCUUGUCACUCAAAGUAGAAAUGCAAGUGAAGAUACCAUCACAUCUAGCUUUCUCCCUUUUGUCUGACUUCACACGCCGUCAACAAUGGGACAAACAUUUCUUAACUUGUGAGGUCCUGCAGGCUGUGAAUGAAGAUGAGAAGAUAUAUUAUGUUACGUCUCCACCCAUGACUGGCCAUAAACCCAGAGAUUUUGUGAUUCUUGUGUCUCAAAGGCAACCUUGUAAGCCCAGUGAACCCUAUGUAGUAGCUGUAAAGUCAGUUACCCUCACGUCUAAGCCGCCUUCUCCACAAUACUGCAGAAGUGAAAUCCUUUGUGCGGGAUUCCAGCUCUACAGUGACAGCGACAGCUCCUGCACAGUGUGUUAUUUCAAUCAAAUGACAUCAGGUGUUAUGCCCUACUUAGCUGCAAAUCUUACUGGUUCAUCAAACUCCAUUGAAGACACUGCUUUGGAGUGUAUAAAGUUCCUGGAGCAGAAAGGCAGCAAGUGCUGAAGUUAAAAGCAAGUUUCUGGAGAGUGCUAAAGAUUAUCAAGCAGUACUGGUUUAAAUUCUUGCAUGUGUUGAUCAUCCUUCUACAUCUUAAUUACUUUGGGUCAUGCAGAUGAUACUGGGCUUGAACCAGAGGAUAUCUAGCACGGCGAUUUUGUAUCAAAUUAAGAUUAGGCCUUAUGCUCUAAAUUCAAGUUUUUAAUCUAAAAAAGAUUAAGGCACAGAGUCUGUACUUGAAUGCAUUAAUGAAUUUUGAUUGACCCAACAGAACUUACAACUGCAGCUUAUAAGACUAUUUCAUUUUCAUUAUUAUACUGUUGUAUUGAACCUAGUGGCACCCAGUUUUAAAUUAGUAAACUCUCAUCUGUCUAAUUUGCAGAGAACUGGUACUACUAAGUAGCUUAUCCAGUGCUCUGGCCUCUUUGUCUAGGUUCUUGCACAUGCAUUGUAUGUAAAUCUGUUACACCCUAAAUCAAGUUAGUGUUUGCUAAUGUUUGUGUCAAUGCUUGUAGCUUAUCUGUGAUUUUCAAUAAAUUAUUGCUUUUGAGGUUACA